CAUAAAAUAUUCACAGAAAAUUAAAUACAAGUUGAUAUUGACAAUAUGAAAAUUGUAAGUAAUUAUAUUUAUUUUAGAGAUACAAAUAAUAAUUAUUCAUUGAUUCAUACAAGGUCCUAUAUAUAUUUAUUUACGUUUGACUAGAAAUGAAAUAAAAUAAAGGGGGUGGGUUUACUUAGUAGUAGCAAAAUAAAAGGAGAAAAAAUAGGGGUAUGGCGCCAGAAGAUGAGGGGGUUAUGGUGGACAUCUUCUUCCCUCUCUCCCGCCUCAUCUCCCUCUCUCUCCUCUCAUCAUCUAGUAUUUAGUAUGUAAUUUCUUUUGUCAUUCCAUCAUUCUACUUUGAUCCUCUCUUCUUCUUCAUUAUCAUUAUCAUCAUCAUCGGUUUUUCCAUCCAUUGUUGGCUCACAGAUUGAACGAACAAAUUCAGAUUGCUGCCGCUACAGUUACUGCUUCCGUUUUUUUCAUCUGUUACUUUCUCCGUUCUCCUCACCAUUUCCUUUUUCAUUUUGUUUAUCCUCGAUUCAAAUAUCUCAGGUUUCGCCUGAGGAGGAGGAGGAGGAGUCUGGACAUUGUGGUGGUGUUGUAUUUUGUCUAUCAAUCAUAUAAUUGAGUGUUUUCCAUGUAGCUUUUUCCUCACAUUGCGUGUCCGUCACAUAGACAUCGGUUUCUUGCUUAUUGUUCUUUGCUCUACGUACAUACAUGUUGAUGACGCUAUGAGUUUCUGUUCAGCAAUUAAGAUGAGUGGAGAGGAGGAUUGUUUAAAUGAUAAUAAUAAUAAUAAUACGAGUUUUAGAUUCGAAAUAGAUAAUACCAUGGGAUACCUACUUGAGACAUCAGAGAGAUUAUCCAAUGAUAUUCUCGAUUUGCUUCCAGCUGAUCCUUUUGGUAUGGAUUUUAUCUAUACUUUUACACAAGUUUUUGACAUGGAAAUGGAUUCUCUGGGGUUUAUUUGUGAUGAUGUUGAGAUGGAACUAGGGGAGGACGACUUCUUAUAUAGAGAAUUGAAGGAGGUUAAUGAAAUAUCAAUGGAGUUUCGUGUAGGAUUAGGGAUAGCACUAUCUGAUGAUGAUCCGGUGGUAAUGGGUGAUAACAUAGAAGAGGUGAUGUAUUAUGGCUACGAGAAAUAUCGGGAUGAUGAACUUAAUAACAAAAUAUCAAUGGAGUUUCAUGUAGGAUUAGGGAUAGCACUAUCUGAUGGUGAUCCGGUGGUAAUGGGUGAUAACAUAGAAGAGGUGAUGUAUUAUGGCUACGAGAAAUAUCGGGAUGAUGAACUUAAUAAUGAAUGUCAAGGGUCCUCGAUUAAUUGUGCUGGUAAAAAUUAUUUCGAGGAUUGUCCACCCGAUGUAUUGUUUACUAUACUUGGUUACCUUGGUGUCAGAGAUCUUCUUAAUAUUCAAAGUGUUAGCAAAAAUUUUUGCAAUACUGUUCGAAACAGUUCUCGUCUUUGGAACUGUAUUCACAUAGACCGGACAUUGAACACCAGGCUCACUGAUGAUAAUUUAUUAUGGUUGACUAGUAGGGCACGAGGAAAUCUUCAAUGCUUGAGACUUGUACAAUGUACUAGAAUAACUGUUGGUGGUUUGAGGCUAGUACUUGAAAGCAACCCGGGGAUGAUAAAGGUUAGUGAGUGUCUGCAAGUUUAUAAUUCUUUGAAUUCCUAUUCUAAUUUCUUUAUGCUUCAAAUAUGUUUAUGCUUGCUUGGGUUUAAUUGGAAUAUACUUAGCAUUCCUGGUUGCGUGAGACUCGACAUGGAAAGUAUCUUGUGUUGCUUAAAGUCCUUCAAGUCCUUAGGCUUCCCUGGAAUAAAGCAACUUAGUGUAGGCAAUGUUCAGAUUGUUACACAGGACCAAUUUGAUGAGCUAAACUUGUUACUAGAUAUUGAUCACAAAAAGCAGGUUGCUUCCUACAAGCCUCGGUUCUACGGUGCUGGGAACUUAUAUCUGUCUUGCACUGAUGAUCGGCCUAUUGAUAUUGAGAAAUGCCCAGGGUGCCAGAAAUUUAGGCAGGUCUAUGAUUGCCCUGCAGAGAGUUGUCAAGGAUCUAGUGCUCAAUUAUGUAAGGCUUGUCUCUGUUGUAUUACAAGGUGCAUAAAUUGUGGUCACUGCAUUUCUGACAGCAGUUAUGAGGAAACAUUUUGUCUAGACUUUCUCUGCUUGGGUUGUUUGAAGAAGAUUAUAAAAUGUCAGGAGGAAAUGGGUGUUUCCUCAAACUGCACAAUCUUCCGUCAAGAUGGAAAUUUUCAUUUUUACGUUUUCAGUUAA
Impatiens glandulifera is the source of this 2261-nucleotide messenger RNA. Its product is annotated as F-box protein SKIP14-like. Gene Ontology annotation, molecular function: protein binding. The transcript has 3 exons. The record is from RefSeq and is a predicted model, not a curated record. Gene Ontology annotation, cellular component: cytoplasm. NCBI's taxonomy places the organism in Eukaryota, Viridiplantae, Streptophyta, Magnoliopsida, Ericales, Balsaminaceae. Bases 714 to 2261 code for a protein of 515 amino acids.